This is a messenger RNA of Ectocarpus sp. CCAP 1310/34, 2415 nucleotides long. The record is from the annotation of a GenBank genome assembly. NCBI's taxonomy places the organism in Eukaryota, Phaeophyceae, Ectocarpales, Ectocarpaceae.
AUGAGAUCGGCCGCCGCUGCUACUGCCGUCAGCCGCCUGCAGCUCCUGGAACACCGCGCUUCCAACGCGGGCGAGGAGAUGGAGCUGGUCCGCGCUUCCGGGGCGCUUCGCGUGGAGACGUCGCGGGCGGACGUUCGGAGGAGCACGGACGCUCUUCGCAUCGCCGAGCGCUCGCUGUCGCCUACGUCCGCCGGCUCUUCCGGGCUGCCCCAACAAGCGCCUUCGUAUUCCGAGAUUGUCCGUGGAUCGUCUUCAAGCACUUCGGAACUCGAGAGCGGGAGCCUCGGGGAUCCCGGGCGGCGGGCCGGCCGCGCCACCUCCCUUAAGCCGCCGGCCCCGGCCUCCCCCCCGCCCACCCCGGUGGCGCUGCCGGCGAGGGCCGGGAACGAGGGCGCUGCACCCCGUUCUUCGACUUCUGGAUCGGCUGACGUGGCAUCGGGGAUUUCGCGCUCUUCUCGGGCGGGGAAUUCUUCGGCUGCGUCGAUCCAUGAUCUCCCGCCCCCCGCUUCUCCGAGGGCGGGCUACCGUCGUAUGGGUACCGCCGCCUCGGUGGCCGCUGCCGCCGCCGCCGCCGCCGCUGCCCCGUCUGCGGCGACGCCCGCGGCCGCUGCCCCUGCUGCGUCGGCGCCGCGGCAGCGCACGGGCUUCAUCACCACGCACCACGCUUCAGCAACUUCAGCAGCGCCGUCUCCGGAAACGGCGGGGAAACGGCGGGGAGGAGCCCCCCCCUCGGGCCGGCGCUCCCCGGGCAAGGGCGCCGCCGGCCACGCGGCGGGCCGGCGUGGUGGUUCAUCGUCACGAUCCUCCGCCGGCCGACGCGCGGCGGGGGGGUGUUGUGAUUCGCCAUCCGGAGCUUCGACCUCUUCACCGGAUCUGGCGCCUUUUCUUCGUGGCCAGGCGUCGCGGCCGUCUUCGGAGACCGAGCCACGGGCGACGCGUGCACCCCGGCCAGGCGAGGAACCUCGGAAGCCGACGACGUCGCGGGACCAAUACGCGCGGCUUCUCCGCGGUGGACGGGUUGCCUCGGGUCGGCCACAGCACCCCCGCGGGCGGCAUUGGUCCGACAAUCUCCAUGUUCCGCGUGACACCCUUUCCGGUGAGAUCGGCAGGAGGACGCUGCUGGACGAACAGCUGGGUAUUCGGCUUCACGACGCAGAACGGGCGUGUGACGGGUUGGGAUGGACGGACCCCGGGUUGGAGGACGCCUACGCGCAGGCCCGCUCGGACUUCAGCGACAAUCGCCGCCGCUUGUGGGAGCUCGAAGACGCCUGCGAUCGGCGUGAAGGCCGAGCGCAUGCGUGGGGUCCUCCUCGCGAUUGGGAAAUGCUGCGGGCGGUGGAAGCGGCAGCGGCGAACGAUCGUCGGGAGCCGCCGUCGCCGGUUCGAAAUGGUCAGCACGAGCGCCACGGUCGAACCAACAAACGCUCGCGGCGACAGCACAACCGCUCCUGCCGCGAGAGUUCUUCUUCCUCUUCGUCGUGGUCGUCGGACGGGUCGGGAGACGACAGGGAUGAAUGGAGGGCGCCGCGGCGCCGGUCGGAUCCGGCGGAGCGGGAGGCCGUGCAUCACAUCCGGGUCUUGAGUUCUCGCCGGCAGGGCGACGCGAGUGAUAGGGGAAAGCAGACCACGGGGUCGGGGGGGGGAGGAGACCGCGGGCGUCAGCGUUCGGGGGAGGACGAGAGGGAGCGCCGACAGUCGUGCGAGGAUGUCCAUGCCACCGCGUGGGCGCCCGAGUGGACGUCACUCCCACAGCAAUUUCUAGUGUGUUGUGCAGCUGCAGAGAGCGGGGAGGGCCCGGUGAACAAAAUCUUGUCCAUCGGCCGGGAUUUGAAUGAAACCAUAAGCGACAGAAACCUCGACGGCCCACAAGGAUUCGCCGAGCUCGUCAGCCAACUGACGAAGCGCUUUACCAGCUUCCAAGCCAGCUCCAUCCCGAUCAUGCUGGCACAGUUUUCUGUUCCAAUCAACACUCCUUUACAAGAUUGGAUCAUCGUAUCCACCGCCAUCGAAGGGCUAGCGGUACAGUACCCAGAAAUCUCAUUAUUCGUGAGACCCAUGUUGAAGCAAGCGGUGACGUUAGCGGAUAUGUGGCGGUGCUUUCGGGAAGCCGAGAUAGAUGAAAGCAACGCUCUCGCCCGCGCGCCUCCUAACAUAGGAGCGGUGUCAACCCGCUCAUCUACAGCACACUCUAGUCAACCACGGGUCCAAGCGGUAGUACGUUGUCGUUCGUUGGACACCUUGCCCUUGGGGCGCGAGUAUGAGCUAAGCAGUGACGAGGAAGGAUAUCAACGCAUUUCCCGGCACUUGUACCCUGUGCUCGGGAAGGGGUCAGACAAACAGACGCCUCUUUCGGCCGGCUCUUCCUUCCGCUUCUGGAAACUCGCGCCUGAUUCGGUAGAGGGGGUGAAAGCUUAA